This is a messenger RNA of Cucurbitaria berberidis CBS 394.84, 1038 nucleotides long. RefSeq lists its product as uncharacterized. The coding region runs from base 1 to 1038 and encodes 345 amino acids. The transcript has a single exon. Lineage: Eukaryota; Fungi; Ascomycota; Dothideomycetes; Pleosporales; Cucurbitariaceae. The record is from RefSeq and is a predicted model, not a curated record.
AUGGCGUCGGUGCAACUGCCCUGUGCCGAAUCCUUGGCAAUUCUGAGUGAAUUGAAUAAAACCAGUCUUACCAAAUGCGUUUUAACGAUAGCCUGCGCGUAUAUAGAACAGGCCGCCCAACGUACGUUCCUUCUUUCCCUGCAGCGCCGCCGCAACUCAAUUCGCCGACUUCAACCACAAACAUGCCUCGCACAAACCCCAACGGUCUCCGACGCAGUCACUGUGCCUGCAUUGAGCACAACCGAUGCUUCGCAAAUCUCCUUCAUCCAUCUCCCCGCCGAGCUCCGCAAUCGAGUAUACCAGUUCGCCAUCGCCGACCUCCCGACACCCACAAAAUUGAGGUAUACGCCACUCACAACUCAAGCUCCUCGAGGCUAUCGUGCCCUCACGACAGUAUGUAGGCAGGUCCGCGCCGAGUUUCUGCCAUUGUAUAUGAGGAGUGUCAAAAUCGAGAUCUCUCUGCUGGACAUGCCCCGGUUUUUCCAGUUCUUCUUCCCGGACACGGACGAGCGAAAUCCCAAACCAACGAAUGUCACAGUGAUGGUUAUUGGCGCAGAUGUCUCGACAUACUUCGCGAUCGAGGCGCGCUUUAUGCUCCUUGCCCAAGCGCAGACUCGAGAUCUGGAGUUAAGAUUCGAACCCUCAUACCAUUAUAUUGCAGUUGAGAGCGGCGGUUACUAUGAGCUUGACGACUGGGACAGUAAGUUUCUCGCUGACGUCUUCAAUGACGCACGAAAACUCCACCAGAAGUUCCAUCGAGACUUGGAGCGUGGCUAUAUCUCCUCCCUGACGUACAAUCCGAGUCGUUGGACAUGGGCCACGUGGACUUUGACUAUUCUGAAAGAGGUUGGAGGCUUGGUAGAUACGGAGAUCGAGAAGCUGAGCGAGUAUGCAAGCAUCCUAUAUACGAUCCGUGAAGCAGGUAUUGUUCGUGCCAGUGUUCGAGUCGAGGGUCUCGAGGGGAAGUGUGUCGAGGAAUACACAUUUGAACCAGAGAACGGGUUGAUUAAAAAAAGGACGGGGACGAGCUGGCGCUAG